This is a messenger RNA of Lacerta agilis (Sand lizard), 3971 nucleotides long. It is a transcript of the gene LGR5, whose product is annotated as leucine rich repeat containing G protein-coupled receptor 5. The record is from RefSeq and is a predicted model, not a curated record. Gene Ontology annotation, molecular function: protein binding; G protein-coupled receptor activity; protein-hormone receptor activity. Gene Ontology annotation, biological process: G protein-coupled receptor signaling pathway. The transcript is spliced from 18 exons. Gene Ontology annotation, cellular component: membrane. NCBI's taxonomy places the organism in Eukaryota, Metazoa, Chordata, Lepidosauria, Squamata, Lacertidae. The coding region runs from base 81 to 2585 and encodes 834 amino acids.
GAGAGUGGAAUGCUCGGACCUGGGCUGGCCGGCGUGCCCGCAAAACCAUCAGCGUCUUCACCUCUUACCUCGAUCUCAGUAUGAACAACAUCUCUAGACUGUCCUCAAACCCGCUGCACAAUCUCCGCUUCCUGGAAGAGCUACGUCUGGCAGGAAAUGGCUUGACACACAUCCCCAAAGGAGCAUUUUCUGGGCUUUUCAGCCUUAAAGUACUAAUGCUUCAGAAUAAUUUGCUAAAGCAAGUUCCUGCUGAAGCACUCCAGAACCUGCACUCUCUCCAGUCUCUACGCCUUGAUGCUAACCAUAUCAGCCUCGUGCCCCCCAACUGCUUCAGCGGCUUGGUUUCACUGAGACACCUGUGGUUAGAUGACAACUCUCUGACAGAAAUUCCAGUGCAAGCUUUCAGGAGUUUGCCAGCGCUUCAGGCAAUGACACUGGCUCUGAACAAAAUAUACCACAUUCCAGAUUACGCUUUUGGAAACCUCUCCAGUUUGGUGGUUCUGCAUCUCCAUAACAAUAGAAUCUACUCCCUGGGAAAGAAAUGCUUUGAUGGCCUCCACAACCUAGAGACUUUGGAUUUAAAUUACAAUAACCUGGAUGAAUUCCCUGUCUCUGUCAGGGCACUCAGAAACCUGAAAGAACUGGGGUUUCACAGUAAUAAUAUCAAGUCAAUACCUGGACAGGCAUUUGUGGGCAAUCCAUCCCUUAUAGCAAUCCAUUUUUAUGACAACCCUAUUCAGAUUGUGGAAAAGUCUGCUUUUCAGCACUUACCUGAACUCAGAACCUUGACACUAAAUGGUGCUUCACAGAUAACAGAGUUUCCCGACCUGACCGGGACAACAAGUCUAGAAAGCCUGACUCUUACAGGAGCUCGGAUCACAUACCUUCCUGAAACAAUCUGUGAUCAGCUACCCAACCUCCAAGUACUAGACCUCUCAUAUAACCAGCUGGGUGACUUGCCUCAUUUUACUGCUUGUGAAAACCUUCAGAAAAUUGAUUUACACCACAAUGAAAUAUAUGAAAUCAAAGUGGGCACGUUUCAGCAGCUGGUUGCCCUACGUUCACUGGAUUUAGCUUGGAACAAAAUAUCAGUCAUUCAUGCCAAUGCAUUCUCCUCUUUAUUGUCUCUGAUUAAACUGGAUCUGUCAUCCAACCUUUUGUCCUCUUUUCCUGUAACUGGCCUAUAUGGUUUAACUCAUCUAAAAUUAACAGGAAAUCAUGCACUACAAAGUUUGAUAUCAUCUGAAAACUUUCCAGAGCUCAAGGUGAUUGAAAUGCCUUAUGCUUAUCAGUGCUGUGCAUUUGGAGCUUGCGAUGGCCACUACAAAAUCCAAAACCAGUGGAACAAGGAUGAGAACAGCAGUGCUGAGGAAUUUCAAAGGAAAGAUGUUGGCGUUUUCCAUACACAUGAUGACCGUGACUUUGAGGAUUUUCUUCUUGACUUUGAUGAAGAUUUGAAAGCUCAUCAUUCAGUGCAAUGCUCUCCCUCUCCAGGACCCUUCAAGCCUUGUGACUACCUCUUUGGGAGCUGGCUAAUCCGAAUUGGAGUCUGGACCAUCGUGGUUUUGGCCUUUGUUUGCAAUGCGUUGGUGGUUGCGACGAUCUUCAGAUUCCCACUCUUCAUUUCCUCCAUAAAGCUGUUGAUCGGACUAAUCGCCAUUGUGAACACACUCAUGGGUGUCUCCAGUAGUGUGCUUGCCAGCAUGGAUGCAUUAACUUUUGGAGUCUUUGCUCAGUAUGGAGCUUGGUGGGAAGGUGGACUUGGUUGCCAGUCCAUUGGACUUCUCUCCAUCUUUGCUUCAGAGGCUUCUGUUUUCUUGCUCACGCUAGCAGCUCUUGAGCGCGGCUUUUCCGUGAAACAUGCCACAAAGUUUGAGACCAGCGCCACUCUUGCUAGCAUGAGGAUAGCCAUCUUGUUUUGCUUUGUCUUGGCCUUAAUCAUUGCAGUGAUUCCAGUACUUGGGGGAAGUGAGUAUGGGGUUUCCCCUCUGUGCAUACCUUUGCCUUUGGGGAAACCAACUGCUGUGGGUUACAUGGUAGCACUGGUCUUGCUGAACUCUCUCUGUUUUCUUAUAAUGACAAUAGCUUAUACAAAGCUCUACUGUAGUUUGGAUAAGAGAGAAUUGGAUAAUGUUUGGGACUGUUCCAUGGUCAAGCAUAUUGCCUUGCUACUUUUUACUAACUGCAUUCUUUAUUGUCCUGUGGCUAUCUUAUCAUUUUCUUCCUUGUUAAAUCUUACUUUUAUUAGCCCAGAAGUAAUUAAACCAAUACUUUUAGUAAUUGUCCCCCUACCUGCAUGUCUAAACCCACUUCUCUAUAUACUUUUCAACCCACACUUCAAGGAAGACCUGGGAAGUCUUCGAAAGCAGACUUUUUCAUGGAAAGCACCCAAGCAUGCCAGCCUGGUCUCUGUUAAUUCAGAGGAUGCAGAAAAACAGUCAUGUGAUUCAACUCAGGCUCUCGUAACCUUUGCAAGCACCAGAAUAUCAUAUGAUAUUCCCACCAACAAUUCACUAGUGCCAUCAUCAUAUCGAAUGAGUGAAAGCUGUAACCUGUCCUCAGUAACGUUUGUUCCGUGUCAUUAGCUUCGUCUCAGUCACCUGUGUUUAAAAAUUAUCAAUCACACGUUUAUUAAAUGGGUGCAUUUCACAUGCAGUAAGAGGGAAAUAAUUGUCUUACUACUAUUGGGUGCCAAAGGCUUGGUGGCAAUGAAAAUUGGCAUCCUAAAGCCUAACAGAUACCGUCUCAGUCUGGUUUACAGACAACUACUCUUGAAUCAGUUGAGGUUCAGACUCAAGAAAAAAUCCAAAAACCAUUGAUGUUUACAGCACUGGCUCUGUUGAUUCAAAAUAGAUCAACAUUUCUCACUAUCCAUUCAUGAAUCUUUUAAUGGUCACAAUGAAACUUCCACUAAGCUGAUCUUUUUUUUAAUGGGACUUCAAAUAUUAAGAAAAUGAGAUUAUCUUGGAAGUAUUUAUGAAAAAUGUACCACUCCUAGUUGCACAAUACAUAUUUACACAUGAACUGGCCUCAGUGUUCUUGUUUAACUAAGUGUGAAAGUGAAGAGCCGCUCUUAACUGGUUAAAGAGGUUGAACAUGGCACAGCUUAUAGGCAUUUGAGUUAGAACUUUACAUUAAGAAGUCCCAUUAGCAAUAGCAGACCUGCUUUGGAAGAACCACAUUGAAUACUAUAGGUUGGGAGGCCCGAAUUGUUUUCAGAUUUAUCCAGCAUCACUUUUCUGAGCUGACACAUGCAUCCUUGGGAAAGAAAAUGAACAAAUGCGGAAAGUAUGCACCCAAACACCGGCUGCACGGUUAUCAUAUUCCUUUGUCUCCUUGGAUUUUGAAGCAAUGCAGCGUGCAACUGGAGCUCUGUUCUUAAAACUACUUUGGAUUAAACAAGAGAUCAUCUGACCAUGGCACAAUACAUACUACAAUGUUUAUUUAGCUUUACUUUUACUGUGGUUCAGUUAUGGAGUGCUGCUUAAUGUCAGUGAAAUUGUUCCUCACAUGAAUAUAUAUUCUUUUGUAUACAAGAAGUAAAAGAAUAAGUCUGAAGACUGGCUCAAUAAAGAUUCUUUUAUAUUAUAAAUUUAGGUUAGAUGAACUUCAGAACAAAAACAGGCCACUAUGCAUACUAUUUUCAUAAGCAAGUUUGAAAGCUAUAAUUGAGAUAUUUUAAUGGGAAAAUAAUAAAAAUCAUUUGAGAAGCUUUUUAAAAAAAGAUUUGUAAAUAUAGAACUGUAUUUAUUAUUACAGUAAAAUCAUACUAAAAAUGAGAAUAAGCCAUGUACAGUUUUGUACUGAUAUAUUUCCUAGAUUUCUAUUUUCUUCUCAUAUAUUUGACUAAAUUCACUAUCUGUACAUAAUAUAUGUAAAUGUGUAGUGAUUGUAAAUAGAGGAUGUGCUUUCUUUUCUACUGGUGUUUCAAAUAUAUGGAAUUUGUAAUAAAACCUGCAGCUAAGCAGAAA